Fusarium pseudograminearum CS3096 is the source of this 621-nucleotide messenger RNA. RefSeq lists its product as uncharacterized. Bases 1 to 621 code for a protein of 206 amino acids. The record is from RefSeq and is a predicted model, not a curated record. The transcript is spliced from 2 exons. Gene Ontology annotation, molecular function: monooxygenase activity; iron ion binding; oxidoreductase activity, acting on paired donors, with incorporation or reduction of molecular oxygen. NCBI's taxonomy places the organism in Eukaryota, Fungi, Ascomycota, Sordariomycetes, Hypocreales, Nectriaceae.
AUGGCCGGUACCGAUCUAGCAGCAACCACCCUCCGCGUUGCUAUCCUAUACAUACUCACACAGCCACAAGCCCACAUGAGACUACUUGAUGAGUUUCGAGCUCAUGGACUGCUAUCCGGGCGAUCGAUUGAUACUAUCGUCUCAAUCGCCACUGCUUCAAAGAUGCCAUAUUUGCAAGCGUGUAUCAAGGAGACUCUGCGAAUAUGUCCCCCUUUCUGCGGGCUACUCGAGAAGGUCGUACCUCACGGUGGAGAUGUGAUAGCUGAUGGCAGGAUACUGCCGGAAGGAACUCAAAUCGGACUCUCUUUCUGGGGCAUAAUGCGAGACACAGAUGUCUUUGGUGAUGACGCAGAUAUGUUCCACCCCAAACGUUGGAUUAACACCGAAAAGGAGACACUCAGGGUGAUGGAAAGGACGGCAGAAUGCGGAUUCAGCUCUGGACGCUAUACAUGCCUCGGAAAGGGCAUGGCUAUCCUACAGGUCAACAAAGUGAUUGUUGAGCUUCUUUGCCGGUUUGAGCUAUCGCUGGUAGAUCCAUUGAAUCCUUGGUUAGCUUCUCCUACGGUAUCUUCCUUCAAAGACAUUUCUGGCUGCGAGUCACUGAGCGUUGAGGGGUCUUGA